ACAACGCAAAGACGACGGCGUUUCGAACAGAAAGAGUACAUGUCUACAUCCCAGUCCAUAUAAUGGCGUAUCCGUUCAGCUUCAAUGUCAGGGUACACACCAGACCUCUCACGAGUCCAUCGAUCUCUCCCACAGUAGAUCAUCAUGGGUUCAGUCGAAACCACAGCUCCCCUCUCCAUCGUCGAGGCCUCGGUCCAGGACCUCGCGUCGGCCCUGUCGAGCGGCUACACCAACAGUGUCGAGCUGACUGCAAAGCACCUCCUCCGCAUUGCAAAGUAUGACCGCCGUGGAGCACACCUCAAUGCCGUGCCCAUUAUCAACCAGAAUGUCUUUGACCUCGCUCAGGCCUCGGACGAGCGGCGAGUCCAAGGCAAGACCCUCGGGCCCCUCGACGGAAUCCCCUGCACCAUCAAGGACUCUUACAAGAUCCAGGGCAUGACAGUUGCCAGUGGUUCGCCCGCCUUCCAGAAUCUUGUCGCCAACGAGGAUGCCUUUACGGUCCAGAUGAUCAGAGAAGCCGGCGGUGUCAUGCUGGGCCGCACAAACAUGCCGCCCAUGGCUGCCGGCGGCAUGCAGCGAGGCGUCUACGGCCGUGCCGAGUCCCCCUACAAUCCCAACUACCUCACUGCUGCUUUUGCCUCUGGGUCGUCCAACGGCUCGGCCACAGCCACCGCCGCCAGCUUUGGCGUCUUUGGCAUGGGCGAGGAGACCAUCUCGUCCGGCCGCUCGCCGGCAUCGAACAACGGCCUCGUCGCGUACACGCCGUCCCGCGGCGUCAUCUCGAUCCGCGGGAACUGGCCGUUGUUUCCCACCUGCGACGUCGUGGUGCCACACACACGCACUGUCGAGGACAUGUUCGCAUUACUCGACGUCAUUGUCGCCAAGGACGACAACAAGACCGGCGACUUCUGGAGGGGCCAGCCUUACGUCGAGCUUCCUAGCGUCGAGUCAGUGCGGCCCCAGACGUACCAGUCUCUGCGCGACACUUCGGCGCUGUCUGGCAAGAAAAUCGGCGUGCCCAAAAUGUACAUUGGCGGCGUCGACUCUGACCCGGCCGCGCGCAGAGUCCAUACUCGCCAGUCUAUCAUCGAUCUGUGGUUGCAAGCCAGGAAGGUGUUGGAGAGCUUGGGCGCCACAGUCGAGGAGAUCGACCUGCCAGUAGUCACCAAGUUCGAGAAGCCCGAUGAAGACGGCGACGACGAUGUCAGCAAGGCAUCUGAGGGCGGUGUUGCGCCGCCUCACCGGAACGACGUCGACAUGUGCCAGCUCAUGGCGUACGCCUGGGACGACUUCCUCGCAGCCACCAACGACGGCAACGUCGCCACCUCACUGGCCCAGAUCGACUCGGCCACCAUCUUCCCCCAGCCGCCAGGCACCAUCCCGGACAAGUACGACGCGCAAGACCCGCUGGUGCGCCACUACGAUGUCAAGAACCACAUUGUCGCCCGCCACGACGCCGACUCCAGCAGCAGCGGCGCCCCAAGGAACAUCUACGACCUCCCAAACAUGGAGAAGGCGCUCAAGGGUCUCGAGGCCCGCCGCAAGGAAGACUGGGACGACUGGCUCGCCACGACAGGGCUCGAUGCCGUGGUCUGGCCGUGCAACGGCGACGUCGGCCGCGCCGACGCAGACACCAGCGAGGACUCAUCCGCCGACGCCUGGCGCAACGGCGUGCUGUACUCAAACGGCAACUGCGCGAUCCGGCAGCUGGGUAUCCCCACGGUCAGCACGACGAUGGGCUGCAUGGCGGACACCGGGCAUGCCGGUGAACCUGACCUUCGCGGGCAAGGCGUACGACGACAGCAGCCUGCUCAAAGGAAGGCUCCCGGCUUGACUCCUGAGCUUGCGACGGACCGUAUCGAAGUAUCCCGGCCUGUCUCCAAGAUGAGCGGUGCUGCACCGCGACUGGAGGUCGUCCAAGCCACGGCCGGGACGAGCGGCAGUGUCGUGGUCAGUGGCAAGGCUGACAAGGGUGAGCUUCGCUCGCUCAAGGUUUACAUCAAUGGGGAGGAGACUGGUGGGGAGCUGGAGGUUGCAAAGGAUGGAUCAUGGCAUGUCCAGGCCAGUGUCCCCACGGGCCAGGCCACGAGUGGCGCAAUGAUGAGGGCCGGAGAGAUUAAUGUUCCAAGCCGUGAACAGUCGAUGGUGGUUGUCCUUGCUUCGGGUGUCAAUGCUGGAUCGCGCAAGUACGACAAGCGCAUGCGCUACGUGCAAUGAUUGACAGCAGCGAGUGUUCCAUGAUGUGGGCGCAAUGGCCAGGAAGGAUCGCAUCUACCGGUAUGCCAUGGUUCGACAAGCCUUCCGGUAAGGCGAAAAGUGGAUAACACCAAAGGUCAGAUACCCCAAGCUACGGCCAUCGUAAUACAAACCAUUCGAUUCUUCAUAUUUCUUCGCAGUGUGGCCAGGUACCCAUCUGCACAGCGCAGGCUCGCACUUGGUCAGAGUAGGGGUAUCUGGGAAAUGCGGCGCUACCGCAUGAGAGAUGCCUGGCGGGGCUCAACCCUGCAGACCACUUCGCCACAUCGAGCCGCCAGGGUGGCAUGCGGAUAUGUGCUGUGAGAUGUCCUGGGACGAGAAGUCGUUGUUGGGAUGAAACUGGGGCCCGG
Molecule: messenger RNA, 2606 nt
Organism: Microdochium trichocladiopsis
Lineage: Eukaryota; Fungi; Ascomycota; Sordariomycetes; Xylariales; Microdochiaceae
Product: amidase signature domain-containing protein
Exons: 4
Coding region: 145-2217 (690 amino acids)
Source: RefSeq, a predicted model, not a curated record